Molecule: messenger RNA, 258 nt
Organism: Prunus armeniaca (apricot)
Lineage: Eukaryota; Viridiplantae; Streptophyta; Magnoliopsida; Rosales; Rosaceae
Source: the annotation of a GenBank genome assembly
AUGUCUAAUAUGGCAGGAUCGGGCACCACUAAGCUUCGCACACCAAUUUUCAAUGGAGAAAAUUAUAAGUUCUGGAGUAUUCGGAUGAAAACCAUUCUGAAAUCUCAUGGGUUGUGGGAUCUUGUUGAAAAUGGUUUCGAUGCUUCAAAUCCAAAGAAGGAGAAGAAGAAGAUAGAAGAGAGUGAGGUCGCUGAAGUGGAGAAGCCUACGAUGGCUGAAAUUCUGAUGAAGGAUGCUCGCGCACUUGGGUUGAUCUAA